AUGGCAUCGACCAAAUCUAAAACCUUGAAUUCAAAAAAUUAUUCGGAGAACUUAGGUGUUAACACAAAAGGUCCCAGUAAGCUUCAGAGUGAAGCCCUAAGAGAAGCCAUUACUCAAAUCACCACAGAUGCAAAAGAGAAGAAGCAUAAUUUCACUAAAACCAUUGAACUCCAAAUUAGACUCAAGAACUACGACCCAAAAAAGGACAAACGUUUUAGUGGAACAGCCAAAUUGCCUCACAUUCCUAGGCCUAAAUUGAAAGUUUGCAUGCUUGGAGAUGCCCAACAUGUUGAAGAGAUCUAUUUAGAAGUUUGCUUGGCUCUUUAUUUUCUUACUGAUGCUUUAGCACUUACAAGACAGUUGUCUGAUUAUGUUGUUUUGUGGGCAACUCUUGCAAGUAGUUAUUCACAAAAGAACUAUAGUGAAACACGCAGGGUAAUAGACAGAGGUCUUAAGGUGGUUCCACUGUUGACGAAAGUUAUUGGAUGGCUAGGAGGAAGUAUACUAGCCCUUGAGACACUAAAACGUGUGGUGGUUGCUGGAAAUAGGGCAUAG
Lactuca saligna is the source of this 555-nucleotide messenger RNA. The record is from the annotation of a GenBank genome assembly. Lineage: Eukaryota; Viridiplantae; Streptophyta; Magnoliopsida; Asterales; Asteraceae.